AACAUUGUAGUCUAGUAUCUAUGUGACGCCACAAGCCUUUUUACACAGCCAGCUGCCACUGAUUUGGAUGCAUAUCCAUGUUCUAGGACUUUCUCUUUCCCGGCUUGAGAUUCAAGCUCCUGCGGUGCCACUGGUCGAUGUUGGUCCAGAGAAUAAACCCUGUUUAUGCGUAGGAUUAGACAUUGAGUGUGUUUCACGGCCUCUGUGUGGAUCUCUGUACUCAUGGAUUGUCUUGACGGAUCCCCGGAGCAGUUCAGGAACUUCAAGAAGGACGACUUUGAGGCCGACUGGAUUAAGGUGGCAGAAUGCAGAUUUGGUCAGGUGUACCAAGUCAAGCUCAAGGACUGGCGGGUAAAAUGUGCCCUGAAAAGCUCUGACACAACCUUGUGUGCAAACAACUUUUACAGGAGAACAAUAGAUGAGGCGUCCAACAUAGCCAAAGUGAAAUUCAAGUACAUUGUGUCCGUCUACGGACUGUGCAGUGAAGCGACUUCCGUGGUGAUGGAGUACAUGAGUAAUGGAUCGCUGAACAAUCUCCUAGCCAGUCACAAUUUGAUGUGGCCAAAGAAGUUCCACAUGAUUCAUGAGGCCUCCAUGGGCAUGAAUUUCCUCCACAGCAUGAAACCACCACUACUCCAUCUUAACCUCAAGACGUCCAACAUCCUACUAGAUGAUCAUCUCCAUGUCAAGAUUUCUGAUUUUGGUUUAAUCCACUGGGAAGAGGGCAUGAGCAAGAAAUUGUUCAUGGAGCAUCUGACAGCAAGAGGCAACAUAAGUUACAUUCCCCCAGAGACCUUCACUCAGUGCACUGAUCCUCCAGGAACUAGCUUUGAUGUUUACAGCUUUGGAAUUGUGAUUUGGGAGAUUCUGACACAGCAGAAACCGUAUGCAGGGUGCAGUGUGACCACAGUGCUCUUACAGGUGUCACAUGGUAAGAGACCCUGUGUGGAGCUGAUACCCGAACAGAAGCCCCAUGAGUGUGAUCAGAUUAUCAGCAUCAUGAGGCAGUGCUGGGACCAGGACCACAGGAACAGGCCACAAUUCUCAGACACUGUGAGGAAAACGGAGGCUCUGAGUGAAGUCCUGAAGAUCCCAGGACCAAUCCAAUGUCCCAAAAAUGGUGACGAGGGACAGAAAUUAAAUUAUCCUUGGUUGGUUUCCCCAAUACAUAAGAUUGCUGUGCCUGAGAUGCCUGACCUUACCUCAGAUGACCAACAUGACAAGGACAGCAUUCUCUCUCUGCUGUCCAAAAAGGACUUUGGUAGUUUCAGACAGUCUGUGAAAAGAGAGCAUGUAUACACAGAGUUUUCAGGUAAAAAGAGCCUCCUCCACUACACGGUAGCCAGCAGGGAUGCAGCGAGUGUCGAGCGUGUCUUGAGUCUGGGUGCUGAAGUCAACUGUACGACUGCCAGAGGUUACACUCCUCUUAUUAUUGCUGUUCUGCACAGCCUUCAUGACAUCAUCUCUUUGUUGCUGGAACAUGGCGCAGCUGCCACCCAGGGAGAUGAGGACCAGUGGACAGCGCUCCAUUUUGCUGCUCAGAACGGUGAUGACAGGACUGCCCGUCUCCUGUUGGACAAAGGGGCUGUGGCGGAUGCCGCGGAAAAAGCUGGUUGGAUGCCCCUCCACCUGGCUUGCCAGAAUGGCCAUGAAACAGUGGUGCGCCUGCUGCUUUCACGGCUGUCAGAGGAAGCAGUCAGAGAACGGGAAGCACUAGGGAGGACGCCGCUCCACCUCGCCUCCGCCUACGGACAUCUAAAUAUUGCCAAGCUCCUCCUCUCUCAGGGAGCCGAUCCCAACGCAACCGACUGCUCUCUGUCCACUGCUCUUCACUUAUCUGCUGAGGAAGGCCAUAACAGAGUAGUCAGACUGUUGCUGAAGAGUGGGGCGAUUAUUGACAGUGCAGACAGAAGAGGAUACACUCCACUUCACCUGGCUGCUCUGAAGGGUCAUACAGGUAUAUGCAGGCAGCUGUUGUCAAGCAGGGCCAGCCCAGACUGCAGGACCCUCCAAGGCUGGACUCCCAUGCACCUGGCUGCCCUGAGGGGACAUGAAGCCACGGUGGUCCAGCUGGAGAGUCAGGGUGGUUGUGUGAACGCUAGAGGUGAUAAUGGAUGGACCCCGCUCCACCUCGCCUGCCACCAGAGCGAGCCGGAAGUGGUGGCAAAGCUCCUGGCAGCCAAAGCCGAUCCAAAUGUGUCAGAGGACAGUGAAGGAUGGACGCCACUACAUGUAGCCUGUACCAGUGUCAGUUUCCCAAGUGUCCUCCACUUGAUAUCACAUCAUGCAGAUGUCAAUGCAAUAAACUCAGGAAAGGCGACGCCUUUACACCUGGCUGCCCAACAUGGCUGUAUGCCUAUUGUAAAGGCUCUGCUGCUGAAUGGAGCAGAAAGGACUCUGCUGGACUCUUCUGGAUCCACAGCUUUGAAUGUGGCCCGGAGGUGUGAAAAAUGGGAAAUAGUGCAACUACUGGAGGAGUAGUUGAAAUAUGAAUGGAAGGAUUACAGUACAAUGAAAACAUGAAUGACACAGCUGGAAUAUUAUCCUAUUUCUGAGUCUCUUAUUAAGCAGCUUAAAACAAGAUUUUGAAAAUAUUUUUUAAAUGAUUUAUCAUUUAUAGAAAAGAUGAAUAAUUAUAUUUUCAUUAUUUAAUUAUAUACACAAUUAUAGGUAAAAUGCACAAAGACUACUACUGCUUCUCUGCAUCUGUCAAGAAUGCUUACGGAAACUUUGGAUUUGAGUUAUUUCACAAAACCCCUUACAAUUUGGAUGUUCACAAAUGUAUAAUUUAAUUAAAUAGAUAAUUAAAACUAA
This is a messenger RNA of Siniperca chuatsi (mandarin fish), 2814 nucleotides long. RefSeq names its product ankyrin repeat and kinase domain containing 1 (gene ankk1). Lineage: Eukaryota; Metazoa; Chordata; Actinopteri; Centrarchiformes; Sinipercidae. Gene Ontology annotation, cellular component: cytoplasm. The record is from RefSeq and is a predicted model, not a curated record. Gene Ontology annotation, molecular function: protein binding; protein kinase activity; ATP binding. Gene Ontology annotation, biological process: regulation of cell cycle process; protein phosphorylation.